AUGAAUUGUCCAUUAGAACAUGAUUGUAAAUUAAAUUUCUUCAUUCUAUGGAAGAAAAUUAUCAAGAACAAAAACGUGCUUAUUGGAGAACAUGUUCAUUUAUUAUUGUAUUAUAUACUUGAAACAGCUUUUAAAUCAAAUUAUAAUGUUGAACUUUGUUCAUUUCCACCACCACCACAAUUUCAAUAUGGAUCAUUUACUUAUGAUAUCAAACUUAAUCUUGGAGAUUGGCAACCAAGUCGUGAUGAUUUUCGUUAUGUAUCAAUUCAAGCCUAUAAAUUAUGUGAUCAUGAUCUUCGUUUUAAAUAUUUAGAUAUAACACAAAAUGUAGCUGAAGAAAUGUUUGCAUAUGAUUGA
This is a messenger RNA of Rotaria sp. Silwood1, 357 nucleotides long. Lineage: Eukaryota; Metazoa; Rotifera; Eurotatoria; Philodinida; Philodinidae. The record is from the annotation of a GenBank genome assembly.